CGCCGAUACCGGUACUCGCCGUCGAUUUCGACAAAACACUCGUCGUCGCACGAUGCACGGCGUCAUGGCUCCCUCUACGCUCACCGCGCGCACGGUGCUCGCGGGCAAGACGACGACGCCCAAGGCGCAAACGCGCGUCGCCGGCGUCCGCCGCUCGCUCAAGGUCCGCGCGGAAGCGAAGGACCUCACGUUCGACAUGAAAUCCCGCAUCAAGAUCCAAGCCGGGAUCGACAAGCUCGCGGACGCGGUCGCCGUCACGCUCGGCCCCCGAGGCCGCAACGUCGUCCUCGCCGAGGCCGUGGGCAUGCCCCAGGUCAUCAACGACGGUGUCACGAUCGCGCGCGCGAUCGAGCUCCCCGAUCCCGUCGAAAACGCGGGCGCGCAGCUCAUCAAAGAAGUCGCCGGCCGCACCAACGACUCCGCCGGCGACGGCACGACCACCGCCUCCGUCCUCGCGCGCGAGAUGAUCCGACUCGGCCUCCAGUCCGUCACCGCGGGCGCGAACCCGAUCUCCAUAAACAAGGGCAUCGACAAGACGCGCAGGUAUCUCACGGAGAAGCUGGAGGAGCUCGCGAAGCCCAUCAGCGGCAGCGCCGAGAUCAAAGCCGUCGCGUCCAUCUCCGCGGGUAACAACGACGAGAUCGGCGAAAUGAUCGCGGACGCGAUCGAAAAGGUUGGCGCGGACGGCGUGCUCUCCAUCGAGAACGGCAGCGGUCUGGACACCACGGUCGAGGUCGAGGAGGGCAUGGAGAUUGACCGCGGAUACAUCUCGCCGCAAUUCGUCACCAACAGCGAGCGCCUCCAGGUGGAAUUCGAAGGCGCGAGGAUCCUCGUGACGGAUGAAAAGAUCGAGCAGGUGAAGGACCUCGUCCCGAUCUUAGAGGAGGUGUCCCAGAACGGCGGCGACCCGCUCCUCAUCAUCGCGGAGGACGUCGCCGGCGAAGCGCUCGCGACGCUCGUCGUGAACAAGCUCCGCGGCGUUCUCAACGUGGCGGCGAUCAAAGCCCCCGGAUUUGGCGAACGCCGCAAGUCCCUCCUCCAAGACAUCGCGAUCGUGACCGGGUCUACCUUCCUCGCGAAGGACCUGGGCCUCGGCGUCAAGAGCGCGACGAUCGACGCGCUCGGGUACGCGCGGAAGGUGACGAUCACGAACAACACGACGACGCUCAUCGCGGACGCGGCGUCCCGCGACGAGAUCGACAUUCGCGUGGCGCAGCUCAAGCAAGAGCUCGCGGAGACGGACUCCAUCUACGACACGCAGAAGCUCUCGGAACGCAUCGCGAAGCUCUCCGGCGGCGUCGCCGUUAUCAAGGUUGGCGCCGCGACGGAGACGGAGCUCGAGGACCGCAAGCUUCGCAUCGAGGACGCGAAGAACGCGACCUUCGCCGCUAUCGAGGAGGGCAUCGUGCCGGGCGGCGGCGCCGCGCUCGCGCACCUCUCCGUCAUGGUGAACGACUUCAAGGACACGCUCGUGGACCCGGAGGAGCGCUUGGGCGCGGAGAUUGUCCAGAAGGCCCUCGUCGCGCCGUGCCGGAUCAUCGCCAACAACGCGGGCGUGGAGGGCGACGUCAUCGUCGAGAAGGUUUUGAACUCUGACUGGGAGAUGGGGUACAACGCGAUGGACGGCACGUUCAUCGACAUGAUCGAGGGCGGGGUCAUCGACCCGAAGAAGGUGACGCGCAGCGGCUUGAUGAACGCGUGCUCGAUCGCGGGGAUGGUGCUCACGACGCAGGCGGUGAUCACGGAGAUUCCGGAGGAGCCGAUGCCGAUCGGCGCGGGGCCGGCGGCUCCCGAUCCGAACAUGCCCGGUAACUUUUCGCUCUGA
Micromonas pusilla CCMP1545 is the source of this 1825-nucleotide messenger RNA. RefSeq lists its product as uncharacterized. Gene Ontology annotation, molecular function: ATP-dependent protein folding chaperone; ATP binding. Lineage: Eukaryota; Viridiplantae; Chlorophyta; Mamiellophyceae; Mamiellales; Mamiellaceae. The record is from RefSeq and is a predicted model, not a curated record. The coding region runs from base 53 to 1825 and encodes 590 amino acids. Gene Ontology annotation, biological process: protein refolding. The transcript has 4 exons.